This is a messenger RNA of Anguilla anguilla (European eel), 3214 nucleotides long. RefSeq names its product TEL2, telomere maintenance 2, homolog (S. cerevisiae) (gene telo2). Gene Ontology annotation, cellular component: cytosol. Gene Ontology annotation, molecular function: telomeric repeat DNA binding; Hsp90 protein binding. The coding region runs from base 127 to 2643 and encodes 838 amino acids. The record is from RefSeq and is a predicted model, not a curated record. The transcript is spliced from 21 exons. NCBI's taxonomy places the organism in Eukaryota, Metazoa, Chordata, Actinopteri, Anguilliformes, Anguillidae. Gene Ontology annotation, biological process: telomere maintenance via telomerase; protein stabilization.
UUUAGCAGCUGCACCGGCAUGUUUUGAAAAUGGCGGCGCGCAUUAAGAAUGCCGUUAUGGGGUUUAGGAAAGGAAUAUCGAUAUUUUUGUGCUAGAAUGUGUCAUCGUUUUAAAGACUGUUUUUAAAUGACGAACAAAGAAGCAAAGGUGCGUCUGGCGGUUAGCCAGUAUAUCAAAUCUCUGUCUACCUCCCAGGAUGUUCAGGAGGUGACAGACACCCUUCGCAAACUAGUUAGUUAUUUGGACACUGAAUCCCAUGAGGAGAUUUCACCCAGUGAGAGAGAAGAGUUCAACCGGACACAGUACACUGGUAUCUUGAAAUUUCUUCUUAGUAACCUGAAAACCAAAUAUCAUAUCCUCACUUCUGCACAAUGUUCCGAGCUGUGGGAUGGCAUGUUCCUCAGAGGUCCACCAGACCAGGCUCUGCUGGUGCUAAUGGACUAUAUUGGUUCCUCCAGCCCAAGUGCAGGUCUAGACAAGGUUGUGGGUGUGCUGGAGCGAUACCUGCAGAGUGGCCGCCUGGCUGCUUUGCUGUGGUCUCGCUGCCAGGGAUCCUUCUCCCCAGACUCCCCUCAGCUCAGAGAGACGCUCCUGGGACGCUUGGUGUCUCUGCCUGACCUCACAGCCAACCGACUGCAUCCGCAUAACAGACCCCUCUUUCUUCCUGACCAAUACUACCCCCUGCUGGCCAGGGUGUUGAGCACUACACUGGAGAGGACCUGCCAGGCUUUGAGAGAUAAACAGGACUGCUCCCUGAGCUUUGUGGCACAACUUCUGGGGAAGGCCUGUAUGCAGGGCCAUAGUGAGCAUAUGUUUAAAGAGCUGGUGCCACGCCUCUCCACUCACACUCGCUCAGACAUGGUGUGGCAGAGGGUGUGCUGGCGGCUGAUGGAGGACGUUCCAGAGCGCUGGAUGGAGAGCGUGGUCACAGGGCUGGUGCAGGCUGUGGAAGGACCAUGGGCUCUGUCCAGGAUUAUGGGGAACAUUGUGGUGAAGAAUAAAAAGGCUCAGUUUGUCAUCACUCAUAAACUCCUAUUGCUGCAGUAUAAGUAUGAGACCAGAGCAGUGCGCUCCCUGGUGGGAUAUCUGGCACAGGACAGGGAACGACGGCCGCUGCUUGUUCAGGUCCUGCGGUCGCUGUGCCAGACGUGGGCGAACAGCAGCGCGGUCAGGCACACCCCGGUGGAGCAGCAGCUGUACCUGAGCCGGGCCUUGCUGCUGUGCCUGGGGCUGCUGAGCGAGUCCGAGCUGCAGGAGCUCCGCCCAGAACUGCUGCAGUGCAUGCUGGGUGGGAUGCAGUGCCACCUCGACAGCAGUGUGGUGCGGGUGCGCCGCGCAGGCAUGAUUGUAGGCGAGUGUCUGAGUGCCCGUUUGGACGCUGGCGGACCCCGACUCAAAUUCCAGUAUGAGGAGGACGCGGAGGCGCGGGAGCUGCUGUCCAUGAUGGAGCCGCUCCCAGCAGAGGGCGCUGUGCCUCAUGACAGACCGAGCCCUCUCCAGAAUAACCAAAGGUCAGAGACCAAAGAGCGGAGUUCACCUGAAGUCGUUACGCCCCAGACCUCAUCAUUACCACCAGCAGACCAGGACUGUGAUUCAGAGCUGGACAGCGAUGAUGAUCUCACCCCCUACGAUAUGUCUGAAGACAAGGAGAUGACCAAAGCCACGCCACCUCUCUACCUCAGAGACUGCCUGGAGGCUCUCCUAACUUCUGAGGACCCGGAGAAGGUGGAGCUGAGCCUGCGUGCCGCAGCGGGGCUGGUGCGCAAGAACGUCUCCACGGCCAGAGAGGUGAGUGUCCAGCUGACCAAAGUGCUGCUGCACCUGGAGAACAAGUACAACCUCCCAGGGUUUCUAAGCCAGCGCCAGGCUGCCAUGAUCGCACUGACUGUAACGGACUGCAUUCCGGUGACUGAGUUCUUGACCACAGAGUUCUACAGUCUGAAUUACAGUCUGCGGCAGCGGCUUGAUAUAUUAGAGAUCUUGGCUCUCUCAGCCCAGGAGCUGUCUGAGCCAAUCACAGAGAAGAAUCGGCCUACCCAGGGGAAUCAGCCAGUCAGCACAGUGAUGCCCUUGGACCCCUCUGAUGCUCCCUUGCACUGGCAGAAGGUUGUGGAGCGCCGGAUUCAGAGCAAGACAAGACGCUUUGCUAAAGGAGUUGCUCAGCCCCCUGCUAGUGCCUGUCCAAACCGCUUUGCCCCCGUCGCUGGAUUCUUCUUCUUCCCUUUGCUGCGCAGCUACGACAGGCCUCAGGUUACCUUUGACCUGCUGGGAAGUGACCACUUGGUACUUGGGAGACUUAUCCACACACUGGGGCUCCUGAUGCACCUGGCAGUCAAUGCCCCGGUGGCCACUCAGAUGGGCAGAAGUUUGCUGGACUUUGUGUGGGCUGUGCGCUACCAUGCAGACCAGGUGGUACGACGGGGUGUCUUGUUUGCUAUCUGUUCGGUGUUCCUGAGCAUGCCCAAUCCGAACCUACUGUCAGAGCUCAGCGAUCAUUUGCUGGAGACCAGAGCCUGGCUGGCAGAUGUGGCGGAGAGGGACCCAGACUCUGACUGCAGGAGCCUGGCCAUGCAGUGCCUAGUGAUGCUGGAGAAGAGUUUGAAAGCAGGGCUGGAACACCCAACCAUGGCUCUCCAGCCAUAACAGGGGGCGGGGGUGCUAAAAAAGGUGGAGAAGAGGGGCUUGGGGGGCGGAGGGUUGGGUGGCCUUCUCGUAAACGGGUCUUCAUACAGGUCUGUCGCAUCCGGAACAGUGUGUCCAGCCAGAAUGCUACCACACACAGUACGCACGCUUCUAAGCCAUUUUCUUGCCGAAAUAUUUAUAGACUGGUCAAGAGGAUGGGAGUCACUGGGACAGAAAUAAGCCUUUGGAAUUUUAACAAGGAAGGAGGCUGUCUUUUUUCUCUCUUUCCUGUGCCAGAGGAUCUGGCCCAAAAUCCUUCUUCUGUACAGGUGUUUACAGAGGAAGUUGUGUCACCCCCUGCCCCCACAAACAGUCACAUCCUUCUUCCUUACUGCAAACGAAUGUGUAUGUUCUAUAUGCCCCUCAAGUGUGUCCUUUUUUUUUUGCUGUUCAUGGUAAGCGUUGCAAUUAAUUUUUUAUUUUUCUUCAGUGAUACCAACAGUAAAGUGAUGGAAUUAAUGUAUAAAAACCAAAAAUGAAUCUUGUGUAGAACAGAAAGACAUUUUCAAUAAAGAAAAUAUGAUUGCACUCA